Colletotrichum karsti is the source of this 957-nucleotide messenger RNA. Its product is annotated as nucleoside-diphosphate-sugar. The transcript has a single exon. Lineage: Eukaryota; Fungi; Ascomycota; Sordariomycetes; Glomerellales; Glomerellaceae. The record is from RefSeq and is a predicted model, not a curated record. Bases 1 to 957 code for a protein of 318 amino acids.
AUGCGAGUACUCAUCACAGGCGCUGCCGGUUUCAUCGGCCAGAUUGUCGCCCGCAAAUUAUUGGAAGACAAAACCAAUGAGCUCAUUCUUACCGACAUCGCCGAACCACCCAUACCCAGCUCAAGUUCUCAUGGCAACGUCAAGCUUAUCAAAGCUGACCUAGUCGAUGAAGCGGCAAAGGUGAUCCCAGAGAAUCUUGAUGCGGCAAUACUCCUUCAUGGUAUCAUGAGUUCCGGCGCCGAGGCAAACUUCGAACUCGGCUAUCGCGUCAACGUCGACGCAACGCGCUCGGUCUUGAACCUACUCGCCAAGGCAUGCCCGGGCGUGCGCGUUCUCUACGCAUCGAGCGAGGCCGUGUAUGGAAGGCCGGUGCCCUCGCAGAACGUCACGGAAGACGAUAUACCGAGUCCGGAGAUGUCCUACGGUUGUCAGAAGGUCAUCUGCGAAACCUUCAUCAAUGACUACACCCGCCGGAACCUGAUCAACGGCUUCUCGCUGCGGUUCCCCACCAUCUCCGUUCGGCCCGGCCCGCCCAGCACGGCAGUUUCCAGCUUUCUUUCGGGUGUGAUUCGAGAGCCUUUAAAUGGCCAGAAAUGCAUCAUUCCUUUGAAAGACCGAGCUUGGCGUCACUGGAUGUGCUCUCCCAGCACACUGGUCCACAACCUGAUGGUGGCGUUGAUCAUACCGAGAGAUGUUCUGCCCCCGCAUAGGAGAGCCGUUAAUAUGCCCGGUUUCGGCGUGACGGUGCAAGACAUGUUGGACGCGCUGGAGGAGGUUGGUGGGAAGGAUAAGCUGAUGUUGGUUGAGGAAAGGGAAGAGCCGGAGCUAACAUCUUUGCUGUACUCAUGGGCAGAUCAUUUUGACAAUAGCCUGGCUACGUCAUUGGGGAUGAAGCAAGACACUUCGUUUGUUCAGUCGGCGACAGAGUAUCUGGAGAAUCUGGAUGUUUCAGGAUGA